AACACUUUGAUAAGAUAUCAUUGGUUACAAAGCCGAUACAGUCAUCAUGUAGUCUAUUGUAAGGUAUUCGUGGAAAACGUUAACAAAGAAAAUACGAUUUGACGUUAAUAGAUUUCUUUUUAAUUAUUUUUAACAAUUUCCAUCUGUUAUAACUAAGUUUUAAAAAUUUAUUCUCUGUGAGUGUUUAAUAUGACGGAUAAAAAAACAGGUUCCAUCAGUAAAACCACAGGUAAAACUACAUACCAAAGUGGUCAAACUACAUACCAUACGUCUGUCGUUGUCAGUAGAGAAUUCCACAGUAGAGAAGAAAUCAGAUAUAAUGCAGCCUCAGGAGAAAGUAGAUGGACAACUACUAACUUGAACGCGACAUUUCCAUCAAGAAAAAAAACAAAUUCGGAACCGUCAAAAAAUGUAAAUAGCCUGCAACGGUUGUUUGAGUCUACAUCAGCUGUGAAUCCAAAAGGUACAGAACUUAAGGGUCAGAGUUCUCAUGACUCAAUUGGCAGAUUCCCUGGUUCUUCAUACGGAUACAAUACUUCAUACAAUAAUUCUAGAAGAAAUACACCAGUUUCGCCUAGAACUGCUUUUAAUCCCUCUUACACUACUGCAGAUUAUAAUUCAGGAAGCAUAUCCAAUCCUACACAUCGACCGUCAUAUACUUUUCCUGCUCAGAAAACAAGUACUUUGUCUGAGAUCCCAACAUAUUCUAUUCAGGGACCAAAACUUAAAGGCAAAGCUUUAAUUAUAAAUAAUAUUAAAUUUAUGGAAAAAGAACAAGAAAGAAAAGGAGCCAAAAAAGAUGGAAAUGAUCUAAAAGCAUUAUUAUCAACUAUAGGUUUCACAUGCACGCUUAAAGAAAAUUUGAAAGGACAGGAGAUUAUUAAGGAAGUUAGUAAAUUUAGCAAAUCUAAUUUUAAAAAUGAUGAUAUAAUUAUUGUUACUAUAAUGAGCCACGGAACAAACGUAAGUAGUUUAACUGGUCAAGCGGUACGAGGUGGCUACACGGAAAUUAGUGGAAUUGAUAAUAAGUGUGUAGCCAGUGAAGAAAUCAUUGAAAAGUUUGUUAACAGUACCGAUGGUUUAAAAGGAAAACCAAAAAUAUUUAUCUUCCAAUGUUGCAGGGGGGACGUAACGGAAAUUCACAGGGACGCUGUGCCUAUUUCGAGGACGCAACAACAUUCUGACAUUCUCAUAGCACAUUCCACGCUACCAGGAUAUCUCUCUAAUCGCGAUCCAUUAAUGGGUUCGUGGUACAUACAGAGUAUUUGUGAAGUAUUCCGAUCAAAUUACGAAAGAAACCACAUUGAAGACAUGCUAAAACUUGUUAAUCAGCAAUUAUCAAACAAACAUCCUACCUAUGGACAAACGUCCACAUAUGAAUCAAGAGGGUUUAAUCGAUGCUAUCUGUAUAAGAGGAAGGAAUAAUUAAUUCUUUUUCGUUUAAAACCGAUGCCAAACCUGACGAAUGUUUCGCUUGGUUUCGUAGAUAUUCGCACAAUUAUUACUACCUGCUUGCAACGAGUGGCAUGACACAUUUGAACGAAUUGUCUUCUUUCACUAACAUUUCCACUAUUCGAACUUUUUCCACUUCCUGAAUUUUUACCGAUACGUUGAAACUGCAACUUUUCCAAUCAUUCGCUGCUCGCAUUUUUCUUUAAUUCACUUUUACCGCCAGAAGAUGGAUAGCAUUCGUUCGCGCUGAAACCAUUCGUCGUGACAUCUUAGGCUAAGAGCAUAGUGGAGCGGCGAGGAUAGAUGUGAGCAAGCAGCGCGACAUCGCGGCCAAAACAAACCUGUUAAGACAAGUACGUGCGAACAUAGUAAAGCGAUCUGCUCGAGCUCGAUUCAAAUAAUUUUGUUUUCAUCGCUCUGUCGCGCUGUAGAAAAUGAUAGAUUCUCUAUUAAGAUUUAUUAUUUGUAAGAGAGAUUUUAAAUGGGAUCAGAAAGAUAGUAAUCACCAUAACCGGUACAUUUUAGAUAAGUUAUGAGAUGAAGUGGCAACAAAUUUUCGUAAAGGUUAUAAAACUUGCCAUACUUUCUCGGGUUUUUAAAAACUUCAUCUAACCAAGUGUUUGCGACAUUACUGCCUAGAAUUUUAGCCACUCUUAACAUUUUAAAUUAUCAAUAAGCCAAUGAAAAUAAUAAAUUUGCACAAGUAUCUCGCUAUUCCUCGCCGCUCUACUGUUUCAACAGCUCGAGGCUUGCUCGACGCGGUAUCGCGCUGCUUGCUCGCCGCUAUCCUAGUCGCACUAUGUUCUUAGAAACAAUUCCUGGCGAAUGCGAACGAAUGGUAACAUUCGUCAGGUCUGCCCUAGGUUUAAGGUAUAAACUAGCCAAAAUAAAAUGUCAAAAUAAUAUCUGUGCUAAUAUGUGACGGUAUUGGACUGUGUCAUAUCUUUCUGUGAAUUUGUAUUUAAUUUGUUCAUUAGGUUCAAUUUGUCAUUUUCCAACUAAUGUACUUUCUUUUCUAAUCGACACUGUAAUGUAAGACUGUUGUAAAUAUAUGGAUAUAUAUACA
This is a messenger RNA of Sitophilus oryzae (rice weevil), 2518 nucleotides long. Its product is annotated as caspase-1-like. Gene Ontology annotation, biological process: proteolysis. The transcript has 9 exons. NCBI's taxonomy places the organism in Eukaryota, Metazoa, Arthropoda, Insecta, Coleoptera, Curculionidae. The record is from RefSeq and is a predicted model, not a curated record. The coding region runs from base 190 to 1425 and encodes 411 amino acids. Gene Ontology annotation, molecular function: cysteine-type endopeptidase activity.